Molecule: messenger RNA, 3348 nt
Organism: Paramecium octaurelia
Lineage: Eukaryota; Ciliophora; Oligohymenophorea; Peniculida; Parameciidae
Source: the annotation of a GenBank genome assembly
AUGAAUAAUUAUUAGAUUGAAAUACUCCAUUAUUUUGGAAAAGUCAAGGCAAUACCUAUCGAUUUCAUUAAAAAUUUGAAUAAAGAUGUUUCCAACUUAUAUGAACUGUUCUAGAUGUUUGCUGAAAUGUUUGAAGAACAUCCAGAGAGUCCAGAUCUUAUUACCCUAACCAUUUCAUUAUCUUAAGAUGUUCCUCCUUUUUACUGUGUGCAAUCAUUAAAUAAUUUAACAGUGUUGCUUUUCUAAUCUCAUAUGAUUGACUUAGCUAAAAAAGUAGCAAAAUUUAACUUGAAAUACUUUGAAUAAGACAUCCCAUAACUACAUAUCAUCUCACAUUUGAACCUAGCCAGGAUAUAUUAUUUCUUGUAAAAUUUCAAAAAAUGCCUCUCAGUUACAGAAAAGGCCUUAAUUCAUUAUGAACCUUAUGUAAGGCUUUACAUUUUAAUUAGAUCAGAUUUUCAAAGAAAUAAAAAAUUCUUGCAAACCUAAAGAUAUUGUUCUUCUGCUUAAUGGUUAUAUUUUCUAUGCAAAAACAGUGCAAAAUUUAUAGGUUCUUGGAUUUUGUUAAGAUUUAGAUUUUUAAUAAUUUUUUAUAAAUGGAGCCAAACUUGGUCGAAAGUAUUUGGGACCAUAACAUCAUAUUACAAAGCUAUUUUUAUUUAGCGAAAGAGGAUCGAAUAUGAAAAAAAGCAUUAAUAAUUUUAUUCCUAUGGUAUCAAAUAAAAUCAAUAAAUUUAGAAAAAGACAAUAGGCAAAAUAUUGAAUACCUAAAAAAUUUGUAUCUAGGUACAUUAGCUACUUAAGUCAUUGAAAAAUGGAAAAGCUCCUCUUUUUAAAAAUCCAAGACAUAUUGAAAGAUCUAUUAGUGAAGCCUAAGGAUUUAAAACUUUUAAACGUCCUGAUUCAGUCAAGCCCUAGUCAUAAAGACAUGAGCCAAUUUAACUGUAAAAAAUAUAAUAAACUAACAUACAAAAAGGAAGUUUUCGAAUCCAAUCUCCGAAGGUAUAAGUUUAUUGAAUUUAUUAGUUAAUUUAAAGUCAAUAAGUAUAACCUUAGAAUGAUCUUGAAUCAAUAAUAUAAAGGAAAAUAGAUACUUUUAUGAAAUCUUAAGGCUAAAAGAAAUAAGAACCCAAAAUUGUGGAGUUAGAAAAAAAAAUUGAUGAAUUAACAAAAGAAAAUAAAAGAGUUUAAAAUUAAAGAAAGGAAAGAGAGGUUGAAAUUGAAGAAUUAAAAGAUAAAAUAACUUAGUUAAGUGCAGAGGCUUCAAAAAUAAAAUUUAGACUUUAAGAACAAGAGACAGCUCAAGAAAAGUUGAAAUAGUUAUAAUAACAAUAAUAACAACAAUAAUAAUAAUAAUAACAAUAACAAUAACAAUAACAACAAUAGUAAUAACAAUAGCAAUAAUAAUAAUAAUAGCAAUAAUAAUAAUAAUAGCAAUAAUAAUAUUCUUAAAUUUCAACCUAACAAUAAUAAAGUUCAGAUUCCUAAGCUGCUAUAAUGUAAGAAAGAAUGAGCUUUGGUGUUGCUUCAAAUCAAUCGUAAAAAAUUUAGAAUUUGUAAAUAAAAAAAUAAGAAAGAUAAAGUACCAUUGAUAUUCAUAAUCUAAUUAAUGGAUUAGUAGAUCCAGAUGAACCUAAAAUUAAUAGCAUAUCUAUGAUAAAUGAUACAGAUUUCACAUUAGAUUUGAAUUUAACAAUAUUAGAUUGUAAUAAAUUUUUAAAUUAAUUUAGAGAUGGAUCAAUCUAAAUAAUAUAGCAUUAAUUUAACAACAGAUCAAACAAUUGUAAAAAAGUCUUUAAUUGAUAAUGUCUUAUAUGAAAUAUCUUGCGGUGUUGUGUAGAAAAACAAAGAGUUAUCUAUUAAGAUUUCUUUAAAUACCAAAUAAGAGCAUUCAACUGCAAAAGUAGAAUAUGUUGAGUUAUCAAUAAUAAAGGAUUUAAUAUAAUUCAUUGAUUAUAAGAAUGUCUUGCCCUAUACUUAGCAAUUGAAAUGCAUUACAACCUUUAAGUAAUUUAUUUAAUAUUUGAUAAUCCCAUUCAUUUCAAUAAAAGAUGAUGAAGGAGAAUAAAAAAUAUCAAUUUAUGCAUAGCCAUAAAGCCUAUUAAAUGAUUGCGAAAAGAUUUAAUUGUGUGAUGAAUAAUGCAUUCCAUUGUUGUACCCUUUAGAGGAUGGAAUAUUUCGAUUAAUAUUAAAUACAGUUGCUCUUGAUUUAUAAUUCGAUCAAAGCUCUUUAGAUUAAUUAUUUGAUAUAUAUGGUUAAGAUGAUUAUGAAAGAGAGGAAGUUUAGGAAAUGAUAAGGAUAUAAGAUAAUUUAGAAAAAUCGAAUGAUACUGUGAAGCCUAAACAUAAGGUUUACAAUAUUCGAAGUUAUAUAGUUAAAAAUUAAUAAAAAUUGACUUCGUUCUUAUAAAAAUUGGUAAAUGAUUUAGAAGAAUUAUUAUAUAGAAUUUUUAAUGUUUAAAAAUUUUCAUAAAUUAACAAAAUAUUGAGUGGAACAUAAAUAACUAUGCCAAAUAAAAGCUAAGCCAAAGUUUAGAUGUGUUUAUUAAAAAUAUGGGAUAAAAAUACUUUUUAAAGAAUUAUAUUUAUAGCUGAUAAUUCAAGAGAGUAAUGUUUUGAGUUGUUUUUAAGUAACACAUUCGAGACAUAUGGUAAGAAUAGAAUUAAUAGUAGGUCCAAGACAAUCAAAAGUGAAAGCAAUGGGGCAUACAUAAAUUUAAUAUGAUAAUGUAUGUUAGAAAUUGGGAUUAAAUGUUAGUAGUCUAGAUCAGGUAGAUUAUCCUUUGAUAUGCAAUAUUUUGUGCAAUUUCUACACAGUGCUAACAUUUACAAAGGAGUUGGAUGCAGAUGAUUAAGAAAGAUUUAAAGAGAAUGCUAUCAUGCCAGUUGAUUUGUCCUGUGAAUGCAAUUGCAGAAUGUUCUUAAGUAAUUUUAAUAAUGAAGUUAGCCAAUCAAAACAGUUUGUAUAAAAUACCACUCACAAUGUCUUAUUUGGGAAUCCAAGAUAAGCCAAUAGGAGUAAGAGUAUAGAUUUACGAUGCACAUACGAAUACUGAACAAGGAAUGUUUCUAUCGAUUUCAAAAGAAACAUGGGACAAACUAGAAAUAUAAGUUAAGGGCAAACACUCAAGGAAAUAUGCACUAUAAAACAAAAUGAGUAGUGAAUAUCAUUUACCAUAAAUCUUACAAAAUGGAGGAUUUCAAGUUAUAAAAGAGAAACUUACAGUAGAAGAUAGCAAGACAUACAGAAUAAUACACGGAAAGCAUAUUUCUUUUGUAGAUAGAUUGGAAAAUGUCCUAAAUUCUUAUUCACUAUUAGAAUAUCUCAAUAAAAAGCUAUAAUCAUGA